GUAGAGGCAACAGCUGUGAUUUGUGUGCAAAUCACCACAUAAGAAACUAACAUUUACUCUUAAAUAAAAGCGAACAAAAUGCUGGAAAAUUGCCAAAGACAUCAUAUGCUGUUGGGACUCGGAGCCCUUACUGUGGUUACCAUACUUGUGCUCAUCAUCGAAUCCCGUUAUGCUGCUGACGGUAAUCAGAUGCGUCGCCGUGGUCAACAAUUCAUCAUAGAAAACAACUCUACAACAAAUUGCUGGAAACACGAGCCGUACACAGUAGUGAAGGAAUGUCAUCCAUGCUCUGAAUUCGAAUUAGUCAGCCGCAGUCUAGGAGUCUGUAUACACACACACUACAAGGAAGUGUUGCGCUGCAAAAGUGGAGAAACUGUGACCAAAAGCUGCGAUCGAGUUGCGCUCAUAGAGCAGCGCAACUUUAUGAAGUUCGAGGCAUUUAGCUUUGUGCUGGGCGUACUCAGCUAUCUCGUGAGCUACGCACGAGAUCGUGUACUUAGCAGGCGCAACUACAUGCGGAUAGAAAGACAACUAAACAGAGUGAAAUAGCUACGCCAGCUCCUUAGUCA
Molecule: messenger RNA, 569 nt
Organism: Drosophila busckii
Lineage: Eukaryota; Metazoa; Arthropoda; Insecta; Diptera; Drosophilidae
Gene: JTBR
Product: protein JTB
Exons: 1
Coding region: 79-549 (156 amino acids)
Biological process (GO): mitotic cytokinesis
Cellular component (GO): membrane; spindle; centrosome
Source: RefSeq, a predicted model, not a curated record